AUGGCAGCAAUUGCUAAUGACCUCGCUCAGCAACAAGUAGCAACUUCUGUGGAACCGUCAAAACUGAAUUCUGGCGUUAAAACUGGUAAAUCACGGGAUACAGGAAACCUUGAUGAAGGCAACAAUAGAAGGGGCUUUGGAGUUCUUCGAUUUGCCGGAGGACGAAAAGCGGAGAUUAUAUUUGAGUACGCCGAAAGAAGCCGAUUUGUAGCAAGAACAUUACUUCAAGGGAUGUCUGAAAACCUGGGAUUGGAAGAAGUAAAUGUGGAAGAAAUCCUAAAGUUGGACUCAAUGUUCCAACUAUUUGCUGUAAAUUAUUAUCCACCUUGUCCACAGCCAGAUCAAGCAAUUGGGCUCCCACCACAUACAGAUCAUGGUCUUUUGACCUUUUUGAUACAAAAUGGAGUGGCUGGACUACAAAUUCAACAUAAUGGGAAGUGGUUUAAUACAAAUUCACCUCAGAAUUCUAUUCUAGUUAACACUGCCGAUCAGCUUGAGAUAUUCAGCAAUGGGAAAUACAAGAGUGUGAAGCACAGAGCUGUUGUGAAUAACCAAGCGACAAGAAUUUCAGUUGUUAUUGCCAAUGGUCCAUGA
Fraxinus pennsylvanica is the source of this 594-nucleotide messenger RNA. The record is from the annotation of a GenBank genome assembly. NCBI's taxonomy places the organism in Eukaryota, Viridiplantae, Streptophyta, Magnoliopsida, Lamiales, Oleaceae.